This is a messenger RNA of Nicotiana tabacum (common tobacco), 2572 nucleotides long. Lineage: Eukaryota; Viridiplantae; Streptophyta; Magnoliopsida; Solanales; Solanaceae. The record is from RefSeq and is a predicted model, not a curated record.
UUUGAUCCGAACCACGUUAAAUCUUGUGUUCUUUCUUUUACGUUUCCGCUAACAGAUUGUGUAGGAAAGUUUAAUUGCAUAAGUUUUAGAAUGUCUUCGAGCAUGUUUGAUUUCCCCGUACAAUAGUAUUUCGGUAAAUGGAAUAUUGAGUUGUGUUGUUCUGGUCAUAUCUAGUAGGAGUAUUGAUUUUCUUUAUCUUGCUUUUCACUUAAAUAUUUUUUUUUUGAUGAAGUCUGACUUUCUAUUUUGAUUGAAUCAGCUAUUCUUUAGCAGAUUGCUUUACUUGUUUUCUGAAGCAUUGCCUGAUUGUUUCCCUCCCUAGUUGUCAUAGAGCAGAGGUCUAUUACUAUAGGAAACAUCAUUCAUUGUUGAAUGGGUGGUCUUGGGCCUCAUCCUUGGAACAGACAGAUUAUAUGAUGUCAAUGUACCAAUUAGAAGAGAAGAUAGGCAAAUACUCUGUUUGCAUUUUCUUUUCCUUUCUCCUGCUUUUUGUUUGCUGCUUCUCGCAUCUUUCCCUGAUAUUCAAACGUACCAUUGAACGCCUUCUGUUUCUUGAUGAUUCGAAAAAAUGAGAAGCGGCAAUUUUUUAGUACUGACAAUCGAGUCCUCAUUUUUUUAAUCGGAAUUUCUAUUUCUGAUUAUAGCCCUGCUGCAUUGUCUGGGGAUAUGUGAGAAACUGCAGAUACUAAAGCCUGUGCAAAAUGCUUUGUCCGGCGUUCUAUGAUGACUACAAUGUUUCAAAACUUAUUUACACUCAAAUUUCUAUGUUCUUCCUCUGUCUUUUUUGGACUGCAGAUGUUUCAUUUGAUGCCAACACAACAAGGGAGUUUCUAUGUGAUGAAUGACAUUUUCCGGUUGAACUAUGCAUGAAGGGUACUGGGUUGAAUUGUCCGUUGUUCGUGUUUCCUUGAUUGAUUUCUUCGGAACUGAACAAGUUUACUGAAUAUAUUCUAAGAGUUUGAAAGACAUUGCUUCUGUUGGAUAUCUCAGCUAGUAAGACUGGUUUACUAGUUGUUUGUUGAGUGAGCAAUGGAUUAAACUUUAUAAACAAAAAACAAAUGAGCUCUUCCUUGUUGCGAGAUAUUAUAUGCUUUAAUAAUUGCUGCUUCUAAGUCUCAAUUUCUCUCUGUCUCAACUCUCCGAUGGAUGUUCUUGUCAUGUUUUUUUUUGUUUGCAUUGCCACGUUUGACAGUUGAACGUGAUGACAAGUUUUGUGUAUUGAGAGAAAAAGUUUUGGGAGAGGUUGUGUGCCAAUUGGGGUAAAGAGUGGAAACGUUAUCUUUUCAAAAUUGCACUAGUAGAAAGGGUGAAAUUGAUAUGUUUGUUUUGUACAAAUUUAAGCACUAGCCAUUCGUGUUGCAAAAUUUCAUCCAGCUCAAUUUAUACUAUUUUUUUUUUCUUUGUAAACCCCUCCCAAUUUUGGGAGGAUCUAUCUAUUGUGUUUCCUCUUCAGCGUGACUCAAACCCAGGACCUAACGGUCGUGGGUGGAAGCGCUUUUACCAACUAAGCAAGCCUUUAUUUUGUUAAAAGGAGCAUAAUUGUUGAAUUUGCCGACUCAGGCGCAAUGCUAUGUAGUCCGCAGUUUAUGCUGUUAAAAGUGCCAAGUUAUCUAGUGUAACUUAUUCGUAGUUUUUGUUUUAAGGAAGACGUAACCGGUCGUUUCGUCAUCUAAAGAGAAAUAAGGUAGGAUAACAUUGUCUUGAGGAAAAUAAAUCAAAGAAUUUAUUUAGAAUGUAAUUUGUGGGGGUCGGUAGAAGAAUCAGAAUGUUGAUCUCGUAAGCAACCUACUUUGUGUUUCUGAACAUCAAAAGCAGCAAUCCCACUAAUAGACACAAGGUUGUGAUAUAAGCAAAAGGAUAAAGUGUGAAUCCGAAUACCUUCAUUGGGUAACGUUCUGUUUUCCCCUAGCUUACUCCAUUCUACUCCGGCUCUCUUCUCUUGUGUAAAUUCCAUCGUUAUAAGGGGAGAACCCUAUAGUAAUGUAAUAGUGUAUUUUGACAAGACUUCAAAAUCUUUGAGAUCAUCUAGUCUCUUGGGAAUUGAGGGGCCAAUAGAAUAGCCUAGCUUUUUGAUAAGUGGUUGGUUCAGUGUUUACUAGUGGUUGUGGUUAAGAGAAUCCAAAAGGGGAGAGGAAAUACACCGUUUGGUAGUGAAGAGAGGAAGAUGUCCGAUUGGGGUCCGGUGUUUGUGGCGGUGGUGCUANUGCUUUUCGUACUGUUAACGCCAGGUUUGCUGAUUCAGGUACCAGGUCGCAAUCGAGUUGUUGAGUUUAGCAACUUUCAGACUAGUGGAGUGUCCAUACUGGUUCACUCAAUUGUGUACUUCGCCCUCAUUUGCAUCUUCUUAUUAGCCAUUGGGAUCCAUUUGUACACGGGUUCUUAACUCUUUACUGGAAUCCUAGUGAUCAUGGACGGCCAUUUUCCUUUUUUACCUUUUUCAUGCAUGUUUUUCGCUUUUAUUUUUCUCUUUUUUUAGCAUUCAAAUUUCACUUCAAUCUAUUAUGAUUUGAUGUGAUGUAUUAUCGGUGGGAAAAGCUCUAGUUAUUAAUAAUAGCUCUUUUUUCUUCUUUUA